This is a messenger RNA of Sungouiella intermedia, 1437 nucleotides long. The record is from the annotation of a GenBank genome assembly. Lineage: Eukaryota; Fungi; Ascomycota; Pichiomycetes; Serinales; Metschnikowiaceae.
AUGAGUUUCCGUGUGUUAGACCUAGUCAAGCCCUUCGAGCCCUUGGUGCCCGAGGUCAUCGCACCAGAACGUAAGGUGCCGUUCAACCAGCGUGUCAUGUGGACUGGUGUCACCUUGUUGAUUUUCCUCGUGAUGUCGGAAAUCCCACUUUACGGUAUUGCCUCGUCUGAUGGUUCUGACCCAUUGCUCUGGCUUAGAAUGAUGUUGGCAUCCAACCGUGGUACCUUGAUGGAGCUCGGUAUCACUCCGAUCGUCUCCGCCUCCAUGGUUUUCCAGUUGUUGCAAGGAACUAAGUUGAUCCAUGUGGACAUGUCCAACAAGAACGAUAGAGAACAGUUCCAGACCGCCCAGAAGUUGUUUGCCAUCAUCUUGUCUAUCGGUCAGGCUACCGUCUACGUUUUGACCGGCAUGUACGGCCCUCCACGUACCUUGGGUACUGGUGUUUGCUUGUUGUUGGUGUUGCAAUUGGUUUUUGCUGGUAUCAUUGUCAUUUUGUUGGAUGAGUUGUUGCAGAAGGGCUAUGGUCUUGGUUCCGGUAUCUCCUUGUUCACUGCUACCAACGUGUGUGAACAGGUGAUGUGGAAAGCUUUCGCUCCAACCACUUCCUCAUCUGGAAAGGGUGCCGAGUUUGAUGGUGCCGUGAUCGCUUUGUUCCACCUUUUAGGCUCCAGAAAGGACAAGAAGAGAGCCUUGUUGGAGGCUUUCUACAGACAGAACUUGCCUAACAUGCUCCAGGUCGUGUCCACCGUGAUUGUGUUCUUUGCCGUGGUUUACUUGCAGGGUUUCAGAGUCGAGAUUCCAAUCAAGUCUACCAGACAGAGAGGCCCAUACGCCUUGUACCCAAUCAGAUUGUUCUACACUUCCAACACCCCUAUCAUGUUGCAAUCUGCGUUGUCCUCCAACAUCUUCAUCAUCUCCCAGAUGCUCUUCAUCAGAUGGCCAAACAACCUCUUCGUUAAGCUCUUGGGCUCUUGGGGCCACAAGACUGGCUCGUCCCAGUUGUACGCCGUCAGCGGUUUGGCUUACUACAUCCAGCCUCCUCUCUCCGUGACGGAUGCCAUGUUGGAUCCUAUCAAGACUGCUAUUUACGUGGCUUUCGUCUUGGGUUCUUGUGCUGUUUUCUCCACCACCUGGAUCGAAAUCAGUGGUACUUCUCCAAGAGACGUUGCCAAGCAGUUCAAGGAGCAGGGCUUGGUAAUUGCUGGCCACAGAGACACCAGCGCCUACAAGGAGUUGAAGAAGAUCAUUCCAACUGCCGCCGCCUUUGGUGGUGCCGCUAUUGGUGCCUUGUCGGUUGUCAGUGACAUGAUGGGCUGUUUGGGCAGUGGUACCUCCAUUUUGUUGAGUGUUACCACCAUCUACGGCUACUAUGAGUUGGCUGUUAAGGAGGGUGGCUUCGCCAAGUCUGUUGUCAGUGGGUUCUCCGACGGAAUAUAA